AUGACGUCUCGCCGACCUAGCACGGCCAAUGAUGCAGGCUCGUCACGCAUGCCUUUCACAUCAGCAGAGGCACUGCUCUGGGGGCCGGAAAUGAAGAAACAACAUGCAUUCCUGCUCACAGAGAUGCGUACACUUCAGAAACAGCAUGAAGGCUACGAUGCUCGGAUACGAGCUACUGAAGCUGUUGCGGCAGCGGCAGAACCCAUUGCAGUACAAGUUCGUCAUUUGGAACAACAACUCUCUGCCAUUGAGGCGGGAAAUAAUGACAAGACUUUCGAGAAGUGGGCCUCGGGCGAAAUGACGCGACUCAGUGUUUUCGUCGACACCAACAAGAACAUCCAACAGAAGCAGAUUGAGCUUGGCAACAAGGUAUCGAGCUUAUCAGAAAUGUUGGAGAAGCUCUCCCGUAGGCCCAUGGAAUUGGACACUGUCCUCCGACGCCUUGAACUUCUUGAGCAUAACCGCAAGGAGAAUGCGGAUCGGAUCCAAAGUCUAGAACGAGAGAUCGGCCGUCUCAAGUCUGUACGGGAAAGCGAACCUACUGAUAAUUUGUGUGCAAUAGUGGGACCAACGCCAAGAACAUACACCGAGGCAGAGUUAAUAGAGUCACAGCUACUGUAUUGUGGGUUAGUGGACGAAAUGACUGGACCGAAUGGCGAGUCAAUACUCCUUUCGCAAACAACCCCAUGCGAGGAAAUACAAGUCCCCCAAAGUCCUGUAAUACAAACAACAAGCCACGGUACGGCCGUUAUUGCACCUCCUGCCGAAGACUGCAAUAGCCUCAGUCUACCUGAUCAUACAAGUCAAAGACCCUCAAUCCAUGAUUUGAAUGUAUCGCGACCUAUAGGAGAGAAAAAUUUUGAGCCAGCACCUGCCAAGAAUCCAUGUUUCAAUAUACACCAUGCCUCUCCACCACCUACACAGCUUGUUUCCAGAGAGCGACAACGCAAGAAGCCUAUACCUACGCCCGAGCCACAGCAGAAGGUUGCACCACUUCCUAUAGACAAAGCUCCAGCAAGCGUAGCCCCAGCCACACAGCUCGUAGCCAGGAGACCACCCCGAAAGCGGAAGCAACCCCAUCCUGAGCUUCAAUCACAACGACUAACGCGUUCUUCGGCUAAGAAAAUGGAAGCGAGAGAAGGUGAGAUGCAGACAUCGAUAGGAUCGAACACUGUCCCAGGAGUCCAAUCAGCACCUAAAUUUGAGCCAAUAUCCUCACCACGGAAGAAAUUGAAGGCUACUGGUUCACCAAAGAAGAAGAAAAAUUCCACUCCACCUCCGGUGGUCACAUGUCCAGAAGUUCAAAAAAGUCUAAUAGUGAAACUGUCAUCUCCACGAAAACAUCAUCGCGAACUGGACCGCGAUCGUCCUUCAAAAUACCUAAGAAUGCGGCAAAUUCUCGGGGUGGGCAACCUCAAGAUGAAUCAGUAA
This is a messenger RNA of Bipolaris zeicola 26-R-13, 1431 nucleotides long. RefSeq lists its product as uncharacterized. Lineage: Eukaryota; Fungi; Ascomycota; Dothideomycetes; Pleosporales; Pleosporaceae. The transcript has 3 exons. Bases 1 to 1431 code for a protein of 476 amino acids. The record is from RefSeq and is a predicted model, not a curated record.